This is a messenger RNA of Syzygium oleosum, 474 nucleotides long. Its product is annotated as RING-H2 finger protein ATL1-like. The transcript has a single exon. Bases 1 to 474 code for a protein of 157 amino acids. The record is from RefSeq and is a predicted model, not a curated record. NCBI's taxonomy places the organism in Eukaryota, Viridiplantae, Streptophyta, Magnoliopsida, Myrtales, Myrtaceae.
AUGCCUCCCUCUCCGUCGGCCACUCGGCCGCCCUCUCCCUCGGUUGCCCCGUCACCUCUGCAUCCCUACUACGCCGCGGGUUCUGUCAACUUUGCACCCUUCGCCUUGUAUGCGAUGUCGCUAGCAUGUGCUGACAUCUUUCUCCUCUUUGUCGCGGUGAGCUAUGCGUAUUGCUUUCGCUGGCUCCGCGGUCGAGCGAAUCGGGCUAGCUUUGAUCACGACAUCGAGCGGCCACGACAACAGGUUGAAGUGACAGCCUUGCCUGUGGAGGCCCUGGCGUAUCGUGGCCAUGCGAAGGAGUUCGAUAGCGACGAGUGCGUGAUUUGCCUCGGGAGUUUCGAGGAAGGAGGGGAGUGUUGGGUGAUCAAGACGUGUAACCAUGAGUACCAUGAAAGUUGCAUCAAAGAGUGGCUCUCGAGAAACCAGCAAUGCCCACUUUGUCGGGGCUCGGUCCCAAGCGAGGCAGGCGACUAG